AUGGCUGGAAAGCUGCCCAGCAGAGAAAGACCUGAGGGUGUUGGUCGACAGCCACCUGAAGACGAGCCAGCAUGUGCCCACGUGGCCAAGAAGGCCUGCAUCAGGAAUUAUGUGACCAGCAGGAUCAAGAAAGUGAUUGUCCCUCUGUGCUUAGCUCUGAUGAGGCCACACCUUGAGGAGUGUGUUUCAUUUUGGGGCCCUUGCUUCAAGAUGGACGUUGAAGUGCUGCAAUAUGGCCAGAGAAGGGCAAAGAAGCUGGUGAAGGGUCCAAAGAACAAGCUUGUUGUAAGCCUGGUAACCAGAAGCCAGCAGCUUGAGGAGGCAGGAGCUGAAGGCAGGCAGAAGCCUCCAAAGCAGGCGGGUUUGGAGCGCAAGUGCUGGCGCACCCCAGCGCUGCCGCCCUGCUGCGGCGCCGAUGAACGUUUGAUUCAGCGCCGUGCUCGGAAGCAGCCGAAGAGGAGGGAAGGCGGCAAACCCGGGGUCGUAAAGAGGAAGAGCAGCAUCGCAAGCGUUCCUGGAGCUCGCUCCAGCGUGCCAGCUGCUCUGCCGCGGCAUAAACCGGUGCUACCUGUCGCCGGGGCUCGGUGCCAGCAGCUCUCCGUUCCCCCCCCCCCCGCUCCUCCUCCUCCCGCUCGCUUCUCCUGGAGCCAGCCCGGCCGGGGGAGGAGCCGGAGCCGGCCUCGCACAAAACCUCCCUCCCGGCCCCUCCGGCCCCCGCACCGGCACCGGCACCGGCGGCGGGGGGUGGGGGGGGAGCAGCCCGGCCAGCGCCCGCCCCGGAGCCAUGCGCGGCGCGGCGGAGCCGGUGGGGCCGGGGCAGGGCGGCGGCCGCCCGGGGCCAUGAGCACGGCGGCGGCAGCGGGAGGGGGGCCGGGGCGGCGGCGGAGCGGCGGCGGCGGCGGCAGGCGGCGGCGGGGGCCACUGCGCUCCCUGGGCAGCCUGGCCGGGAGGCUGCUCCGCACCUGGGCGCGCCUGGCCGGGGGCCGCGGCAGGCACCGAGCCGCGCCGGAGGACGACGAAGGGGGCUUCCGAGGGGAGAACGGCCCCGGCGGGGAAAGGCGGCGGCGGCGGCGUCAGCAGCAGCAGCAGCCCGGAGAGGGAGCGGUGGUGACGGGGAACGGGAGCGGGGUGCGGGGGGAGCGGCCACCGGGCGCGCAGGGGCUGCGGAACCACGGCAACACCUGCUUCAUGAACGCCGUGGUGCAGUGCCUGAGCAACACGGCCCCGCUGGCGGAGGUGCUGGCGCUGGGCCGCUACCGGGCCCCGGCGGGCCGUGCCGAGGUCACCCACCGGCUGGCGGCCCUGGUCCGAGCGCUCUGGACCCGCGACUACACCCCGCAGCUCUCCGCCGAGUUCAAGAACAUCGUCUCCAAGCACAGCGCGCAGUUCCGCGGCAACGCGCAGCACGAUGCCCUCGAGUUCCUGCUCUGGCUGCUGGACCGCAUGCACGAGGACCUGGGCACUGCUUCCCCUGCCCCGCAGACCCGUGGCCCCGAGGAGCCUGUUGAGGAUGGGAACAGUGGUGCCAGCAGCUCAUCUCCAGCCACCAGGCAUCCCCGUGGGCAGAGCUUUGUGCAGAGCCACUUCCAGGCACAGUACAGGUCCUCCCUCACCUGCCCUCACUGCCUGAAGCAGAGCAACACCUUUGACCCUUUCCUGUGCAUCUCCCUUCCCAUCCCCUUGCGCCAGACCAGGGCUCUCAAUGUCAUCCUGGUGCUGCAGUGCGAGCGCCGGCGGUUCCUGCGGGUGGGACUGGCUGUGCCCCUCCUGGGCACCGUGGCCCAGCUGCGGGAGAUGGUGGCCCGGGAGGGACACAUCCCACCAGAGCAGGUGAUCCUGGCCGAGGUGUCCCCGCAGGGCUUCCUGCGCUCCCUGGGUGACUCGGAGGAGCUGGGUGCUGCUGGGGAGGGUGCUCCCCUCUACGCCUUCCAGCCGCCCCCUGCCCGCCACCCAGGGUGCCCCCGCAGCCUGCCUGCCUCACCUGGGGCAGCCCAGCCCGAGGCCCAGCGCCCACUGCCCUCUGCUGCCCGCUCCUCCGACUGCCUGCACCGCGGAGCCUCUGGACGCGUCCUGCUGCUGCUCUGCAAUGCGGUGAGCGAUGGGCACCGCCUCGCCAGGUUUGGGCCACCACUCGUGCUGCGGGAGGAGCGGGGCACCUCCUGGGAGCAGCUGCAGCAGAGCAUCCUGGGCCAGCUGCGGGUCCUGCUGCGGGCAGAGGUGUGGGCACAGGGCAUGGGUGUCCCCCUCUUCCGCAUCCGCCUGGCUGAGGGCAUGGAGCCCUGCACCUACCUGUCCCCACAGGACCCCCAUCCCCUCUGCCACCCUGCCAUCGACAGAGCCCUGCAGCUGAGCGGGUCAGGUGGCCCUCCCCACGUGAAGCUGAUGGCAGAAUGGGACCUGAACACCAAAGAGCGCCUUUUUGGCAGCAUCCAGGAGGAGGCGGUGGAGGACGCGGAGAGCGUUCGGCUGCAGCAGCAAGCGCACCGCCAGCAGCCCAGCUGCACGCUGGACGAGUGCUUCCAGCUCUACACCAAGGAGGAGCAGCUGGCCCCGGACGACGCCUGGCGCUGCCCGCACUGCAAGGUGCCCCAGCAGGGCACGGUGAAGCUGAGCCUCUGGACGCUGCCCGACAUCCUCAUCAUCCACCUGAAGCGCUUCCGGCAGGUGGCUGAGCACCGGCACAAACUCACCACGCUGGUGAGGUUCCCCCUGCGGGGGCUGGACAUGGCCCCGCAUGUGGCACAGCGCGGCCAGGCCGGGGGGCAGCUGGUGGGGCGCUGGGCAUCCUGGCAGCCUUCGCUCUGCCUGCCCCCGAGCUGCCCCCGAGACUACCUCUACGACCUGUACGCCGUCUGCAACCACCAUGGCAGCAUGCAGGGCGGGCACUACACGGCCUACUGCUGCAACGCCCUGGAUGGGCGCUGGUACAGCUACGACGACAGCCGCGUGGAGGGGGUGCGGGAGUCGGAGGUGAGCACCCGCAGCGCCUACAUCCUCUUCUACCAGCGCCGCCACGCCGGCAGGGGCUCGGCCACCUCCUCGCUGUCUCGCCACUGGCUGGCUCGCCUGGGCAACAGCACCCGCGCCACGGCCUCGUCUCCCUCGGCCACCCAGCUGUCCCCGCCUGGCACCCCCGAUGCCACCCUGGAGAAAGGUGGCUUCGAGGCCAGGCCGCUGGUGCGGGGUGUGCAGGGUCGCAGCCUCAGUGUCAAGCUGUCCCCGUCCCGCAGCCCGCCCCGGGCCGGGCCCCCGCGCUGGUCCUUCUCGGGCAGGGAGCGGGCGCGGCCGGGGGAGCUGGUCACGUACCUGGAGUCGGGGCGCAGACCCCGCUGCACCCGCCGUGCCCUGCUGCCGCUCGCCUCGGGGGGGGACAGUGGCCCCGACACCCCUCUGACCUCCAGCCCUGUGCCAAGCGACCCCCCAAAGCAGGGCCUGGGCACCGCCCGAGCUGCCCGACAGCCCUUGCGUGUGCCCACACUGCGUCGAGCUGCCAGCGCCGGUGCCGAGGGAUCCCUGCGGCUGCCCCCCAAAAGCCAGAGCAGCCCCAGGGUGCUGCGGGCAGAGGGGGACACGAGUGCCCCUGUGAGCGUCCCCCCAGUUCAGCUGUCCCCCCAGCCAGUGGCAAUGGCGAGGUCACAGAGCUCGGCCAGUUUGCCCCCACGCCCCAAGGGGGUUCUGCGGCGAUCAGCAUCGCUGGGUCGGGGCGCAGGGGGCACCCCCUUGCUGCCUGCCCAGGGCCCCCCCGGUGCCACACUGCAGAGGGGACGGCAGCCCCUGAGCUCGCUGUGCCCCCUACCUGUGCCCGAGUCCAGCUUCUGAGCCAUGACUGGGGCAUCACCAUUUGUGACAGCCCAAACUGGGGGAGCCCAGGCUGGGACCAUCCUGAAUGGGAGGUUUCCAAACUGAGGGCUUCUGAACUGGGGGGGCUUCCAAACUGGAGCCAUCCCAAAACAGGGGCUCCUGGAAUGGGGGCUCCUAAACUGGGAUCAUCCUGAACUGGGCACUUCUCAAUUGGUGGCUCCCAAACUGGGUGUUCCUAAAGUGGAGCUAUCCCAAACCAGAUGUUUUUGAACCAGGGGUUCCUGAACUGGGACCAUCCCUAAUCAGGAUCUCCUGAACUUGGACCAUCUUGGAUUAGUGGCUCCUGAACCAGGGGCUCCAAAACUGGGGCCAUCCCUAACCAGAGGCUCCUGAAACCAGGGCAUGCUGAACUGGGGGCUCCCAAAUUGGUGGCUCCUGACCUGGGAGCUUAAAAUCUGGAGCCAUCCUGAACCAGGGUUCUUGAACUAGGGGCUUCUGAACUGGGACCAUCUCUAACCAGAGGCUUCUGAAAUGGGGCCAUCCUGAACCAGGUGCUCUCAAACUCAGGCUUAUCCCUAACUGGGGAUGUCUCAACCCAAGGGCUCCUGAACCAUGGGAUCAUAACUAUGGACAUCCCAAAGCAGGGUCAUCCUGAAACAGGAACAUCCCAACCUGGGACAUGGGUGGCAUCUGGACCCAAGGGCUCCCAAACUGGGGGUCUUCACAUAUCCCAAAGCUGUGUCAUCCCAAAUUGGAGGCUCUCAAGCCAGGGGCUCCCAAACUGGGACCAUCUCUAAUCAGAGACACCUAAAUCAAGGCAUCCCAACCCAGGGGCAUCUCAAACUGGGAUUAAUCCUGAAGAGGUGUCUCAAAGCAGGGACAUCCCAUCCCAGGGCAUCCCAAACUGGGAUUAAUCCUGAAGAGGUGGCUCUCAAAGCAGGGACAUCCCAGCCCAGGGACAUCUCAAACUGGGAUUAAUCCUGAAGAGGUGGCUCUCAAAGCAGGGACAUCCCAGCCCAGGGACAUCCCAAACUGGGAUUAAUCCUGAAGAGGUGGCUCUCAAAGCAGGGACAUCCCAGCCCAGGGACAUCUCAAACUGGGAUUAAUCCUGAAGAGGUGUCUCAAAGCAGGGACAUCCCAUCCCAGGGACAUCUCAAACUGGGAUUAAUCCUGAAGAGGUGGCUCUCAAAGCAGGGACAUCCCAACCCAGGGCAUCCCAAACUGGGAUUAAUCCUGAAGAGGUGUCUCAAAGCAGGGACAUCCCAUCCCAGGGACAUCCCAAACUGGGAUUAAUCCUGAAGAGGUGUCUCAAAGCAGGGACAUCCCAGCCCAGGGACAUCUCAAACUGGGAUUAAUCCUGAAGAGGUGUCUCAAAGCAGGGACAUCCCAUCCCAGGGACAUCCCAAACUGGGAUUAAUCCUGAAGAGGUGGCUCUCAAAGCAGGGACAUCCCAGCCCAGGGACAUCUCAAACUGGGAUUAAUCCUGAAGAGGUGUCUCAAAGCAGGGACAUCCCAGCCCAGGGGCAUCCUGAACUGGUGUCUCUAUAUCCAGGGACAUCCCAGCCCAGGGACUUACUGGCUUGAGGAGCAUCACCCACUCACGCCCCGUGCCCCUUCCUGGGGUGGGUGAGUGGGCAGGGGGUCUCCUCCAGCCCCUUGUCAGCAGAGUAUUUAUUGAUCCCAGGAGAGCUUCACGCUGCAGGCGCUUUUUGUUUUCUAAAAGGCGCCUGUCUGGGGGCGGGCAGGGCCCCCGCACCAGGUCUAUGCAACAGGCGAUUCUCCAGCCAGCUUUUGUACGCGGGGCUGCGGCCCCACCGCCGGCGGUUUCUAUUAAAGACACCAGAAGGA
Molecule: messenger RNA, 5649 nt
Organism: Pogoniulus pusillus (Red-fronted tinkerbird)
Lineage: Eukaryota; Metazoa; Chordata; Aves; Piciformes; Lybiidae
Gene: USP43
Product: ubiquitin specific peptidase 43
Exons: 17
Coding region: 1-3819 (1272 amino acids)
Biological process (GO): protein deubiquitination
Molecular function (GO): cysteine-type deubiquitinase activity
Source: RefSeq, a predicted model, not a curated record